AUGGUUAUGCCAAGGUUCGAAGCUCUGCAAAUCAGUGCUGAAAAGGACGAUCAACAGCUUUUGAUUGAUUGUAAGUUUAAGAGUUUUAAGGUUUUGUUGGUAUAGAUUUAAAACAUUUAGAUUGUUAUAAAUUUUAAGUUGUAAUAGUAGAAUCUAGUUGUAAAAAACUAAUGAACUAAAUUUUUUGUUAGGUAUAACAGGUUUUUACAAAAGUUAAAAAGUUUUAAACAAUAUAAUUAUAGGUGCCAAAGGGUUUGCCUACUCGACCUUUCCGCAAAUUAAUUUUAAGGAUGAGAAUGCGGACACAUUUAUCGAGUUUUAUGUCUAUUUCGCUAAAACUGUGUCCAUGUUCCCGAAUAGCGUUGAUUGGGAGACGUUGAUGGCGUUCAAAACUCGUCUUAUUCACCUUGGAGCGCCAUAUCCAGCGUACAUGGGUCAAAGAACGUUGCAGAUCAUGGCCGACUUCCGCAAAGUUUUGGAGAACGAAGACGAGAAGAAGAAGUACGCUGCUGUCUACAGACACUUGAGUGAGAUUGAUUUGGACUGUAGCUACAUGUAG
Messenger RNA from Bursaphelenchus okinawaensis, 559 nucleotides. The record is from the annotation of a GenBank genome assembly. NCBI's taxonomy places the organism in Eukaryota, Metazoa, Nematoda, Chromadorea, Rhabditida, Aphelenchoididae.